Messenger RNA from Ficedula albicollis (Collared flycatcher), 3369 nucleotides. RefSeq names its product desumoylating isopeptidase 2 (gene DESI2). Bases 55 to 636 code for a protein of 193 amino acids. Lineage: Eukaryota; Metazoa; Chordata; Aves; Passeriformes; Muscicapidae. Gene Ontology annotation, biological process: protein deubiquitination. The record is from RefSeq and is a predicted model, not a curated record. Gene Ontology annotation, molecular function: deubiquitinase activity. The transcript has 5 exons.
GCCGCCGCAGCGGGAGCGACCGAGCGGGCGGGGGGCGCCCGCGGGCCGCCGGCGAUGGCGAACCAGCUGGUGAUCCUGAACGUCUACGACAUGUAUUGGAUGAAUGAAUAUACUUCCUCCCUUGGAAUUGGAGUGUUUCAUUCAGGUAUAGAGGUGUAUGGCCGAGAAUUUGCCUAUGGUGGUCAUCCAUACCCUUUUUCUGGAAUAUUUGAGAUUUCACCAGGAAAUGCUUCUGAGCUAGGAGAAACAUUUAAAUUUAAAGAGGCUGUGGUUCUAGGCAGUACUGACUUUAUGGAAGAUGAUAUAGAAAAAAUAGUAGAAGAGCUUGGAAAGGAAUUCAAAGGAAAUGCUUAUCACCUAAUGCACAAAAACUGCAAUCACUUUUCUUCAGCUUUAUCUGAGAUUCUCUGUGGAAAAGAGAUUCCACGAUGGGUGAAUCGCCUUGCCUACUUCAGCUCUUGUAUACCCUUCCUCCAGAGCUGCCUGCCAAAGGAGUGGCUAACUCCUGCAGCCCUCCAGUCUAGUGUUAGCCAGGAGCUACAUGAUGAGCUGGAGGAAGCUGAGGAUGCAGCAGCAUCAGCUUCCUUGGCAAGCUCGGCAUCUGGGUCUAGAACUGGACGCCACACCAAAUUAUAAGUCCUCCUCCAAAGUAGCAAAUGGUUUGAAAUACUUCAGUUUGAUCUCUUCAGCAAUUGACUUCCUGACAGAACAUGAGAGCCAACUCUAGAACAUUGUUUUUAUAUGCAAAAAAAAAAAGCUCUCAUCAACCCCUGUUUCAGCUCAGGAUUAUUUAUGUAGUGAAAGGAAUUGCUGGGAGAAAAGGGAAGGAUUUUGUGUGAAGCCACCCUUUUCAUUUUCACCUGUUUGGUAGACCUGAGUUAACUUAACAUCUUGCAUAAAGCAGAACUUAAAUCAUUUGUUUACAGUAUUGUGUACUGCUGUUUACAAGUCCUGUAAGGACUCCUGCUACCAUGGAAGAAGAAAGAAUUGGAGUUUGAUUUAACUGUUGGUAUAAAUCAAAAUCAGUGGUAUGAUGCCCUGGACGAACUUUCCCCUUUGUUUUCAAGACUUAAGGCAGGAGAAGAUUAAAUUGAGGAAUGCCAGAAACUGCUGAAUACUAUUUAUGUGAACAGGGUACUGUGCGCUUAAGUGGCUGAUGUAAACAGGUAAAUUCCAGGAUGUAGGGAGACUGGUUUGGUCUAAAAUCUGUUCCUAGAAGUAUGACCUCUACAUUAAUGAAACUGUGGAUUUUUGCACAUAUGAAGGGAAAUUUCUAUCUCAUUGCAAUGCACAUCAAUCAAUUUUUUUUUUCAAUUCAUCCUGUCUUGUGUCUUUACUUGCAGCUUACUUCAGGAUUUAAACAUAUGAGUAUCAUCUUCUAGAAGCAUCAACAAAAUUUUCACUUCUUUGCUGUACUUGAUUUCAGACUUGUAUAUAUAAGUUAGUACUUGUAUUCCUUUCUUGUUUGUUUGAUAUAGUUUGGAGUUGUGUAAAACAAGCCAUUUAUGGUUGGGGAAUGGCCUUUGCUUCCUGCUGCUGAUUUUGCUUCAUUUGAGUUUGUAAACCUUUGUGUCCUUUUCUUUGAGCUACAAAUUACUGCCCAGUUGUGUUUAUCCGCACAAGUGAUAGAGAAAUCCUAAUUUAUUUUCCCACAGUCUCUAUCUGUGGCAUUAACUUUCUUAUCAGAUGUAAUGAAGAAAAACCUGAAAAUUGCUUAUGCACCUGCGUGUUUACACAGCAGAACCCACUAAUCUGCACACAUAAUUAUGUCUGAAGGUAAGAGAUAUUAUUUUCUAAAACACAGAAGUAUGUUUGCUGGUAGAUUAUAAUUAGAGCUAAAUUAUAAUUAGUGAUCAGAAUAUAUAAUGGAAUGCCUUAUUCUUGUUGAUUUAUGAAGAGAAUUAAUUGUUCUUCCAAUCAUUAGUGUAAAUUAGUGAGGUUCUAUUGUGCACCUAAGGCUACAGUAGCACAAACGUAAGGGAGCUGAGCUUGAGUAUUUUGUAAGACUUGCUGCCUUAAACUAACGAAAACCAUACCAUCCCUAAACUGAUCAGCUCACAAAGAAGUGUGCAUUACUAGAAAUACAAAUUAUGAGCUUUAUUUACUUUUGCUGGAUUUAGUUUUCCUGUUGAAUGAAAUACCAACUCUGCAGUUUCUGCUGUUUAAAAGCAAAAACAAAGUCCUCUUGGGAGGCAAAAUGCUUCAUGUUGUGAAUGCUCCUGGCCAUGGGUAGUGGUGCCAUUAAGCCCUAUGGGAAGGUGCAGUAGCUGUGUCAUAGUAAGAAUUCUUAUUGCCAGCUCCAACUUGUGUUAGAAGCAAGUGGAAGUUUUUCUGCUGCCACCUGGGUUGAAUCCUGCAUCAGACAGACUUUAGGUUUUCACUUAUCUUCUGUGAUGCAGUGUAGUACAGAGACAGAUAUGCUCAGUUCUGGAGGGGAAAAUCAAGUGAGACUCUUUCUGGAAAGAGCAAGAUAAUAGUAAAAGUCUCCAUAACUGUAUUUUGGUACGUGUUCUAAUAAUCUCUUCUACCAAGUGGGAAGCGCUUAAGACUGGUGAGUCUGCCGCUAACUUCAUUCUCUGUUUGAUCUCCAGAAGCUGGAUAUCUGACCCUCCCUGCUGAGCGCUUUCCACUCUGAAUUUGAGUUCUCCUUUCCUUCUUUUCCCUGUAGUGAAAGUGAGUAUGGUGGUCUCCAGUCAGCUCUCAAGCAUGACAGAACUGAAUCUCACACUGCUCACAGCUCAGACAACAGGCUGCAGACAGGUGAUUUUGUCUCUGCUGUGCAGCUGUGGUAGUCAUGUGACUAAGGCUCUUGGCCAGGGCAGGUCCUUUAAUUCAGCUCAGGGUUGAGGCCACUGAUCUAGCAACGUACUGUAGCUUUUCCUAGGCUUUAGGAAAAAAUAAAUAGAAUGACUUUUCAUUGCUACCUUUUAUGUACCAAAAUCAGCUUUUUAGGCUUCUGAUACAUCCAGAGCGCUAGGUCACAAAUCUCUACACCCUCAUUAACACACACAAUUACAGCAUGUACAAUGCAAGAACAUGACAGAUCACAGCACAGUUUUUAUUUAGAAGUAAAACUAAGACUAUUUUUUAUAAAGCAGACUGGAAAGUUUGUAACAAAAACAUUCAUUUUAUUGGUAGCUGUACAGGUGAAAAUACUGUCUUAUGCUCCAUAACGACUUUUUUUUUGUUUGUUUUGAAACCAUCCAUUUGUAAAUCCUGUGAGGAAACUGACACCUGAACCCUGAAGGUUGUUGGGUAUUGUAUCAAAGCGAGCAGUACUGUAACUUCAAUCGUGUGCUGUCAGCUCAGCCUCUGCUGGAUGCCUGCAACAAGUCACCCUGCCAGUGGUUACUCCAAUUGUUAGCAAUA